AUGACUAGCGCUGCUGGUACCGUCACCAUGGUUACCAUGGGUAAAAUGCACGGUUUAAGAUAUACCGUAUAUCUUAAACCGUGGUAUUUGUCAAUAAGUCUGUUUCAAAGAACUUUAUUGAAUGGAGAAUUAGGCAAUCGUGAGUACUUGAGUUACUCAGUAACUACAGGAUCAGUAUAUUGUGUACCUUGUCGUUUGUUUGGUAAUCAAGUGCCAAUUGCCCAAGAAGGAUGGUCAGAUUGGAAACAUCCUGAAAGAGUUACUGAUCAUGAAAAUACUAAUGAUCAUAAAAAUUGUGUAUUGACUAUGAUUGAGAGGAAUCGUAAACAAGGAAAAAUUGACGAUGAACUUAUUGCUAGUUUAGAGUUUGAAAAAAAAUAUUGGCGAAAUGUGUUAACUAGAGUUGUUGCAAUUAUAGUAUCAUUGACAUCUAGAGGAUUGCCAAUGAGAGGACAUAAUGAAUGCUUUGGAUCACUACAUAACGGAAAUUUCAUGAGAGAAUUAGAGCUUAUUGCUCAGUUUGAUCCUUUUUUAUCAAAACAUAUAGCACAGUAUGGAAAUUCCGGAAGAGGUAAAGUUUCUUAUCUUUCAUCUACUACUUAUUAUGAAGUUAUACAUAUCAUGAAGAACAAAAUAAUGAAAACAAUAAUUAAUGAAGUUAUAGAUGCUAAGUAUUUUUCAAUUGUUGUAGAUUCUACACCUGACAUAAGUCAUACCGACCAAUUAUCUUUGAUAUAUAGAUAUGUUUUAAAUGGAACUCCUGUGGAAAGAUUCAUACAAUUUAUUCCUAACACUGGACAUAAAAGCAAAGAAAUUGCUGAUACGGUACUUAAUGCAGUACAUGAACAUGGGUUAGAUAUUAAAAACUGUAGAGGACAAUCAUACGACAAUGCCUCUAACAUGUCAGGCAAAUACAGUGGUUUGCAAGCAAGAAUUAAAGAAGUUUCUCCUUUGGCAGAAUACGCACCUUGCUCUGCUCACUCCUUAAACCUGGUUGGUGAGUGUGCUGCUGAUAGUUCUCAAGAAUCCACAGCAUUUUUUUGUCUUAUGCAAAAUAUCUAUGUAUUUUUCUCUUCUUCUACUAGUCGUUGGGCAACUUUUAUAUCUCACACAUCAACAAAUGUCACACUUAAAAGAAAAUCGGAUACUCGUUGGUCUGCUAGAUAUGAUAUGUGUUUCAGCCUUUUAAAAAAUUGGGAUUCUAUAAUAACAUCUCUUAUCAACAUUAGAGAUUCUGCAUCUGAAAAAGCUAUAACCAAAAAUGAAGCAAAAGGACUUUAUCUGCAUUUAAUUAAAUUGGAAACUGCAAUUUUAGUUUUAUUCUGGAGUGAUGUACUUGAACGAUUUAACCUUAUAAACAAGAAACUUCAAUCCAUUUCAAUAGAUUUAAUAACUGUGUCAAAUUUAUAUAGUUCUUUGAUUAAUUAUGUUAAACAAUUGAGAAGUACAAAUAUGUUUGAACAAUAUGAAAAAAAAGCUUUAUUAUUAUCAAAUGUUAAAGAGUAUGAUGAAAGUAGAAAAAAGAAAAGAAAACUUGCUCAUGAUGAAACAAGCAAAAAUAAAAUAUUUCAAGAUUCCAGAACUAAAUUUCGAGUAAAUACUUAUAUUGAAAUUGUUGAUCGCUUAACAUCUGUAUUAGAAAGAAGAAAAAUUGCAUACGAUGAAAUAAAUAAUAAUUUUGGGUUUUUAUUUAACUUAACUAAAUCAAGUUCUGUUGAACUGAUAAAUUGUGCUAAUUAUCUACAUAAAAAGUAUACAAAUGACCUACCUAGUUCUUUUGCAAAUGAAUGUCUCCAUUUUAAAGGCUAUUUAAUAUCUAAAUCAAAAACUGAACCCAUGACUAUACUUGAAAUGCAACAAUUUAUUAUUGAAAAUAAAGUUCAAGAGGUUUUUCCAUACAUAGAAAUUGCAACCAGAAUGUUCUUGAGUAUUCCAGCAAGUAACUGUUCUGCAGAAAGGUCAUUUUCUGCAUUAAAACGCAUUAAAAACUAUUUGAGAUCCAAAUUAAAUGAAGAGUUGCUAAAUGAUUACGCCAUAUUACAUAUUGAAGCAGAGCUCGUAAAAAACAUCGAAUUUGAUGAAGUAAUUGACAAGUUUGCUUCAACAAAAGCCAGAAAAAAAUUAAUCUAG
Messenger RNA from Aphis gossypii (cotton aphid), 2130 nucleotides. Its product is annotated as zinc finger MYM-type protein 1-like. NCBI's taxonomy places the organism in Eukaryota, Metazoa, Arthropoda, Insecta, Hemiptera, Aphididae. The transcript is spliced from 2 exons. The record is from RefSeq and is a predicted model, not a curated record. Gene Ontology annotation, molecular function: protein dimerization activity. Bases 1 to 2130 code for a protein of 709 amino acids.